Molecule: messenger RNA, 456 nt
Organism: Ustilaginoidea virens
Lineage: Eukaryota; Fungi; Ascomycota; Sordariomycetes; Hypocreales; Clavicipitaceae
Exons: 1
Coding region: 1-456 (151 amino acids)
Source: RefSeq, a predicted model, not a curated record
AUGGGUUGGGACGUGCGUUUGGAUGGUGCUGGAUUUGCGAAAGGCUGGCUUGUCUGGCGUGGUGCGAGUGGUGAGCGUGAGCGUCAGCAUGUGUUGGGGAUGGGUGUUGUUGUAUUUGGUGAUGAUGCUGCUGCUGAUGAUGAUGCUGCUGCUGAUGAUGCUGCUGCUGCUGAUGCUGAUGCGGCUGCUGAUGCGGCUGCGGAUGCGGCUGCUGCAGCCUUGGCUGUUGAUUCUGGAGGUGGUUGUGACUGUACGCAUAUAGCGAGCUCGUCGGGUGUGAAGGCGUGGUUGAGCCCGGCGGUGAGAAGGCAGCCGCUUCAGACUGGGGGAGCUGCUGAGCCGUCUCCGCGGAGGCAGGGUACGUCGAACUCAUGGCCGCCGAGAUGGCAGGCAGUCCAAUCAUUGAUCAAGGGUCGUCCCAGGACCGAGCUGUUCUCAAAGGAAAGGAAGCACUAA